UCAUCUUUAUCUUGCUUACGACCAUGGAUUCCGAAAAACGGGCCCCUUUUCAUGUCCCGUUUGCUGACCUGGGAGAACUACAGCAGGAGGACAGACAACAUCGCACUUAUCGUCUUCGACUGGUUCUCUUUCUGACACUUUUUUUCGCCGCGUUCAUCUAUCUGUGCCGCAAUUCGCAACCAGUGUUCGAGGCAGAGAUAAGGCUCGAGGACCUAGGUCGCUCCAGCAUCAAACAGAGUAGCUUUCCCAUCACAGAGAGUAGCUCUUCCAUUGAGGAGUGCGAAUCCCUGUUUCUGUCAUUUCCAGAUGGGAAGCGCGCAGAAGAGACGUCAAAGUUGUAUUCCAAGCAUCCUCAUCUUGCUGGAUCGAUUGACGAUUUUGAAGAUGCCAAAUCUAUUCUCAAGCUCUUCCAGUCAGAAUUUGGCAUCCCUGAAACACGCAAGGAACCCAUCUUUCCUGCCGGUUCAAAGGCGUCCCGAUGGUCUACCCUUAGUCUAACUUCGCACUUGGGCAGCAGCAAACCAUCAGCGUGGAUUGACGUGUACUAUCCUGUUCUGAACACCCCGUUAGACCGAAGUUUGGAUAUUCUUGGAGAGGACGCUCGUUCAGUAUGGAGUGCCGAUCUCACGGAGGACGGUGACCCUUUGGACAAGGAUGCAGCCAAGUACAGGGACUCUGUCCCAGCAUGGCACGGAUUAAGCGCCGACGGAGAAGCUGCAGGACAACUUGUUUACGUCAACUAUGGAACAAAAGAGGAUUAUGAUGAACUGGUGGCGGCUGGUGUCGACUUCACGGGGAAAAUCAUUAUAGCUCGUUAUGGUAAGGUGUAUCGAGGUCUGAAGAUUGAACUAGGGGAAGCGCUUGGUGCGGUCGGCGCUCUCAUCUACUCAGACCCUCGCGAUGACGGCUUUGUGACCGUCGAGAAUGGGUACGCUCCAUACCCCAGCGGCCCGGCCAGAAACCCGUCUUCAGUUCAGCGCGGCAGCGUCAUGUACCUUCCACUGUAUCCCGGAGACCCCACCACCCUUGGAUAUCCAGCUUAUGAAGGAGUGGAGCGAACAAAUGCAACGAAUAUCCCGAAGAUCCCUAGCUUGCCUAUCUCUUGGCACAAUGCGCAGAGAUUACUCGAAGAAAUUGACGACGGCGUGAACCCGAGACUCACUGGAAAGCUCAGUUCCUCUACGAUCAAGUUGGUUAACCACGUUGAUACGAAGGUUACCCCGAUAUGGAACGCCAUGGCUGCAAUUCCUGGUCACAUAAGGGAUGAAGUUGUUUUAGUUGCUUGCCAUCGCGAUGCAUGGGUGCUCGGAGCUGCUGAUCCUGUCAGUGGGACCGUUGCUCUCACUGAGGUAAUUCGUGGGUACGGCGAGUUGCUUCGUAACGGAUGGAAACCACUGCGCACAGUCGUAUUUGCCAGUUGGGACGCAGAAGAGUACGGUCUUAUUGGAAGUGUUGAAUAUGGCGAGGACUUCUCAUCUUGGAUUGCCAAGCACGUUGUUGCUUAUAUCAAUGUUGACGUCUCCUCGUCUGGAUCCAGCUGGAAUGUAGCAGGGUCACCUGCUCUAGCUCCUUUGAUCAAGCGAACGGCUUUGGACAUCCCCCACCCUACUAUACCUGGAAAGACAUUGUGGGACGCUCGAAAUGACGAAGGACCCUUCCGCGAAGACAAGUUGUCUGUCAACAUGACUGCUGACGUUAAUGUUCUUAUGGACUAUGAGGCAAAUAAAAAGGCCAAGGAUGAGCUGACGACAGGAGUUCUACCUUUGGGAAGCGGCAGUGACUACACUGUUUUCUUACAGAGAUUAGGCGUCUCAAGCACCGAUCAAGGAUUUGGCGGCACGCCUUACGAUGCACCAUACCACUAUCACUCCAUCUAUGACAGUAUUCAAUGGCAGCAAGUGUAUGCGGACCCUGGAUUUCAUCGACAUAUUGCAGUGGCCAAGCAUCUUGGUCUGAUGGCUCUUCGUCUCAUUGAUUCAAUCAUAAUCCCCUUGAAUACUACUCAGUAUGCUCUCGAGUUGGACCAGUACCUGGACAACGUUGAAAGGCUGGCUGUGCAAGAGGCUUCUUCGACAAUCGACUUUGGAAUCCUCCGACUUGCUAUCAGUAAAUUGCAAGAAGCAAGCAAGGCAUUGGACGAAGAAAAGGAAGAUGCAGAGAAGACAUUUAAAGACCUCCUUGGACAGUUCCCUUCAUUGCCACCGCCUGGGCAUGCCAUCUGCCGUCGCCGAAGUCCAUCGUACAUACGGAUUACCAAUUGGGUCAAAGGCGUAUUUGGUGUUUCUCCGUUUCCCCUUGAAUCAGCGGUACAGCAAUCUACCAUCACAGCCGGCAUUCCUAAGAUUCCUCCCAUUAUCGAGUUCUUGAAAGCCCAGAGACGCAUCAGCAAAGCUAAUAAGAAGCUCAUCUCCUUCGAACGAGGUUUCAUCUCAGAAGGCGGAAUCAAAGGUCGAGAGUGGUUCAAGCAUCUAGGCGUUGCUCCUGGCAGAUACCUCGGCUAUGGUGCAACGACAUUACCGGCCUUGACUGAAGCCCUCUCUCUUGACAAGAAUGUCACUUUAGCACAAGAGGAGACAUACCGACUAGCAUCGCUUCUGGACAAAUUGGCAGAUAAUAUUAUGCCUUCCCGCCAUUCCAGGACCACUAUCAUGAACAACAAGCCUGCCAUGAGUGCAACAAAGGCAUCUCUUGACUCCAUCACAUUUUCAACCUAGAAUGCUACAAUCCCCGGAACGACACAUGUGCAUUUAGUUGUAAUCAUUACAUCCAUGUGGCCAAAAUAAACCCAAGCCUGCAACCGACGCAUUUUUUUUAAUGCAUCAUGUAACUGAUAAGAAGACUGAUUGCUCUUCCCAGGACGACGAAAUGAACUCAAGGCAACAUGUUAGAUCACAUAUGGGCAGGUUUACGAAGAUACUUAGACCUGUGACUGGUCCCUUACAAUUUUUGAGUGUCGAUAUAAGCUUCCUUGCUCUUGUAGAGAAGGUCACAGAUCUAGAUGAUGGGUAAACUCCUACUCGGCCAAAUUGCCCUAGCAGUGUACCAGAUUUUUCAUUCCAGCCACGGUCUGCCAAGCAAGUGCAAGUGAUAAUACAGUGUAUCAACCAUAU
This is a messenger RNA of Guyanagaster necrorhizus, 3110 nucleotides long. RefSeq names its product Zn-dependent exopeptidase. Lineage: Eukaryota; Fungi; Basidiomycota; Agaricomycetes; Agaricales; Physalacriaceae. Gene Ontology annotation, molecular function: carboxypeptidase activity. The transcript has 14 exons. Bases 24 to 2714 code for a protein of 896 amino acids. The record is from RefSeq and is a predicted model, not a curated record.